AUGACCAAAUUUUAUCUUCAAUACAAGAACAACUCUCCAGUGCUUAUCGAUACAGCCCACGGAAGAGGACCACAAGGAACUCUACCUCUGAUUACUGUUUCUCAUUUGAUUUCAGCUUACAAGACUGCUGCCACUCCCCUCCUUGAUGCUAUUCCUGUUGACGAACUCACUCUUCAUUCUGAGGUGUAUGGUCCGGCCAUUGCUCGAUAUGGGCUUCUAACCUCUAUUCAACAUCCUUUUGGUUGCUACAACAAUCCACUGACUAUCAAAUCCAAGAAUGAUGUGAAUGUUGACCGUCCCUAUCAAAGACACUUUGUACAAAGUCGAGCUGACCAAAAAUUCAUCGACGCCAAUAAUUUGAAAUUGCGAAAACCAAAUGACGCUUUCAAGUAUUUGAUACAUCAUCUGGAAAGGAUUGUCAAUGUCUCGAGGUUUCCAAACAACGCCGUAUUUAACGACAAUUGCUUGGAACACCGUCUUGAUAGGAGAGUAACCAAUUAUCAAAUUGACAAUGUUGAUAAUAUCAAACUUUUUUUUGCUGUUUCUGGUGCAGGAAAAACAAGGAUGUUUCUAGAGUUGCUUUAUUCAAACUUUGGGUACUACUUUGCUUGCAAGAGCUCUCAAGAUGACUUUGGUUCUAAAGACAUGUAUCAAUGCCUGGUGUAUUGCGAGAAUAACUAUCAGCCUGAACUCACUAAGCAUGCUAUCCAACUGUUGUAUUUCGUUCGGGUUUCUGUUUGCAACUACUUGAUAAGCAAGGGAUUCAAGGAACCUUGA
Messenger RNA from Batrachochytrium dendrobatidis JAM81, 777 nucleotides. RefSeq lists its product as uncharacterized. The coding region runs from base 1 to 777 and encodes 258 amino acids. Lineage: Eukaryota; Fungi; Chytridiomycota; Chytridiomycetes; Rhizophydiales. The record is from RefSeq and is a predicted model, not a curated record. The transcript has a single exon.